UUGGUCGUAGCCGUUGGUAGUGUGUAGUGUAGUACAUGCUAUAGGUACUGCAAAAAUGCGUCCCUGGAACGUUAGUUUCGUUGUAAAAUGUGAAAGACAAAUUAUAUCAAUUGACAACAUUGAUUGUUGCGUUUUGUGACUGCUUCGGACAAACAGAUAAUAUAACUUAUUGUAACGGUCAACAACUAUAGCGGUUAAUAUUUUCAAAACAUCUGGACGGCUGGAAAUACUGCUUUGACUUACGUUGAACGAUUAUGUUUUCGUGAAAUUCUGAUUAUUUUCAAUAAAUACGUGACAUAAUGUCAAUGUGUGUAUCAUUAUGGGGUAUUUCUUCUUUUCUAUAAAAGAAACACGUUUCGUAACUUCUUUACGGGUGUUUAACAAACGGAUGUCUGUUAAAUCCUGAAGAAAAAUUUGGAGGUGUCAUAAACUCAUAAUAACAGGACUGUAAAUAAAAUAUUAAAAUUAGUAUACACAACACACAAAUGAACGGGCAAUUUUAUGUUGAUCGUAGUGUGCAGUGAUCUUUUGUUAUCGAGGUGGACGGAUGUGGGUUACCAAUGGCGCUAAAUGGUUGUUCGAGCGGGCUGGUGGUGACGGCGGUGGUGGCGCUCCUGCUGCUGCCCGCGCAGUACUACGUGCCCGACCUGUACGCGGGCGUGGAGGACCCGCUGGCCGGCGCCGAGCAGCCCGAGACUCCCACCGGCGCCUUCGGCUGGUUCGAUCUGGCGUUCGUUCACUUGCCACCGCUUGACCUGUUCGUCACAGUGACCUUACUCAUACUAGGAUUGUUAACAUAUCUUUGCGAGUGGAUACAGAGAAAGCUGAUGGAAAGAAGAAUUGUAAAGCUGAACCAGUACCUGGGCGCCAGCGUGGAGCGGCUGCGCGCGUGGGACGCGCAGCAGGAGCAGCUCGAGGUCACGCUCAAGAUGGUGCAGAACGCCACGUCGGAGUACAACCUGCUGCUGUACCUGCUGCUGCGCCAGCACCGCUGCCUGGCCGGGCACAACGGCCCGCCCUCCAACUGCUUCUUCGACAAAGGUCUCGAAGAAGACCUCCCUUUUUUAAGGAAUCCCACGCUCGACGCGUAACGCACGCCUCCUCGCGUUUAUUAUUUAAUAAUUAUAGUGUUGAGUUGUUUACGCUGUUUUUCAGUAUUACGUUUGAGUAGGUAUACCCGUGUCACGCCACGGGUGACAAUUUACAGAGUCGUGGAGAGUGUCGUCCGAGGCGCAGCUGUCUGCAGGCAGCAGCUCCGAGCUGCGAGCACAUGCCAGCUGUGGCCGCAUCUCCGUUUACACAAAGCCACCGAAACACCAAACUCCUGUAAGAAGUGAUGGGAGAUAGGCAGUCUAAAACGUCUGUCGUUGCUAUCAUUAUAAAAAAUCGAAAUCAUUUCGUCAAAUAGCUGCUCUACGUACAAUACGAGAUGAGACAGACGCCAAAACAGAAUCUUUACAGAGGAUCACAAAGAGCCACAGUAGGUUCUUGGGCCUUGAUUUUGCAAAUUUAACUUAUAGUCCCCAAGCCGGCGAACAAAUUUUUUUUUGACUUUGUGAGUGCCUUUCUUACGAUGAGUCCGACAAACUUUUCUAAUGCGCAAAGUUUGGCGCUGCUGCGUUUUUGAAUGCUUGACUGCUGGAAUUGUCGAUAUGACGUCACUGUUCCUCGUACAUACAGUUUCUAUUUUUUGCAAUAUGUUUAAUAAAGUUGCUUUCAAUAUUGUGGUCUACUUAUCCGACAAAGAUCAUGCUACGUAUGAAGAGUCCACCAUCCGGAACAUAUAUGUCGAUAUGAUGUCAUUGUUCCUCUUCGUACACACAUCAAAAAAAGUUUGCGAUCACUUCGAAAAACUAAAUCUUUUUUGUUACUGUAGAUCUCCUGUAGAUUAUAUUAUGAUUUUUUCUUCUAUUUAGAUUCUUUAUUUAAAAAUAAAGAAUUAGAACAUAAAACAAUGACCCCGUUCAAUUGUUUUUUCAUAUAAAAAGGCUUUCAGUCCUAACUUACGCUCAUUCAGAAUUCUGAUUUUGUCAAUUAUAAACGAUUCAAGAUAUUUUUCGCGGAAAGUUGUGAUUGAAAAAAUGCCAAGAGGAAGAUCAGAGGUUUUACGAGCCAGGGGCCCGAUUCUCCUAAUUUUACUUAAGCGACCUUCGAUUGACGUUCGACUCGAUUCGACUGAGAUCCAAUCCCGACUCGAUUACGAUUGAAGCGUAUGUGGCAUUCCGGUAUUUUUUCUUUGAAAUAAACGUUUUUAUCCUUUUCUGUCAUUCAAUAAUGAAUCAUUUUGUCUGUAAAUGAUUUACGAUUGCAAUAUGAUUGUAGAGCAAACUACCGUAUAGACCAAAAUCUUCAAAAUAGCAGACCAAUCGCACACCAAUCAAAUGUCAAUCGAAUACGAUUGGUCUUUUAUUAGUAGCAGAAUGCCCGAUAUGGUUAAAACUGCCAUUACGAUCAUAUUGCGAUUCGAUUUCUAUUCGAUUUUGACAUUAUUAACUUAGGAGAAUCGGGGCCCAGAAUAGUAACUUUGAGGAAAGAGGUAUCACGGAAUGGGGAAUUUAGCUGACCGACCCUGCAGCGGUCGCCCCACUGUUUUGACAGCUGCCCUAAAGCGCUAUAUUAGAUAGCUGGCAGCCCAUGAUCUAACAAUCAAUGCCACUAAAAUAAAAGCAGAAGUCAGGAUCGCCUCUGGGCUUGAAGUUAGCACGCAGACCGUUCGCUAUUGCUUGCACCAGGCUGGAUAACGAGCACGGAGGUCUUGGCGAGCUCCGCUCAAUUCCCGGCAACGUCAACAACGAAGAUUGCAGUGGGCUAGACUUCGGCAAAAUGAAGAAGGUGAGGACGAAAACAUUUGGCAAAACUGUCUGUUCGUUGACGAAUCCCGAAUCAGCACUCAUCCAGCUAACCGACGUGUCCGUGUCUGGACAAGACCAGGCGACCGUGAAAGACAAAGAACUGCCACUGGAACAGUUCAGCAAGGCGGAAAAUCGAUAUCCUUUUGGGGUGGCAUUGUGAUUGGAGCUAGAACGCCUUUGAUCCCGUAUCGGGGCUUCAUGACAGCAGACAUGUACAAAGUAGUUGCUAUUGAUGAUAUCGUCAGACCAUUCCGAGUAAACCAUGGGCACUCAACGAGUCAAUGCUGCUCUUCAAGAAUACGAUAUCACACGAUUAGACUGGCCUGCCGGCUCGCCCGACUUAAGCCCAAUAGAGCACGCAUGAGAUGCUCUUAAACGAGCAGUAUGGAACCGUGAGCCACGUCCCCAGACAGUUCCAGAGCUCAGGGAAGCUGCUAUUGAUGAAUGGUAUAGGUUACCCCACGAAAUGCUGCAUAACUUGUCCUCAGCAUGCCCAGGAGGAUAUUCGCAUGUGUUCGAGCCAGGA
Molecule: messenger RNA, 3378 nt
Organism: Helicoverpa armigera (cotton bollworm)
Lineage: Eukaryota; Metazoa; Arthropoda; Insecta; Lepidoptera; Noctuidae
Exons: 2
Coding region: 561-1091 (176 amino acids)
Source: RefSeq, a predicted model, not a curated record